Stegastes partitus (bicolor damselfish) is the source of this 1343-nucleotide messenger RNA. RefSeq lists its product as uncharacterized. NCBI's taxonomy places the organism in Eukaryota, Metazoa, Chordata, Actinopteri, Pomacentridae. The transcript has 3 exons. The record is from RefSeq and is a predicted model, not a curated record. The coding region runs from base 45 to 1343 and encodes 432 amino acids.
AGUUUGAUACUAGAUUGAGCUCAACGCCUUUAGCGAGGAAGACGAUGUCUAAGAAGAUCCCGCAGUGCGCUGUGGAGGAUCAGUCUGAGCAUGAACAGCCCCCCAGCCAUUGUCAGGUGGAUCGGUCCACGAAAGCAGCAGCAGGUUGUAGGAACAAGGCAGAACCAGGCCAGAGGAAUGGAGAGACUGCAUCGUCAUCCCCAGAGAGUGGCAGUUUGAAUGGAGAUGGAAAGCGCAGUGGGAAAAGCCGUCGUCGCAAGAAACGCUCAUCUAAUCCCGAGAACCUCCCAGAAGAGAAAGUAGACAAGGUCAAGAAUGAAGUGAAACCAGACAAACGAACCAGUCAGCCACCUGACCGCCGUGCUGGGUUGAUUGGUCUGCAGUCUGAGUGCGCUAAUGUGUGGUUUGAACGCAGUAUCUAUGAGCGAGCCGAGAGCCUCUACCAGUGCUGGUUGGCGAGCUCCUCUAAUGGGACCACCCAAUCGAAACGGUUCCCUCCAUCCUCAGGGAAACACUCAAACUCUGUGUCUACUGUGGCUUCAUCUUCUGCAGGACCGUCCUGCCACCAUGGUGAUCAGGUGGCCUGUCACCAUGUCGUACAAGCAGUGUGGGUAAACAAGACGACCUUUGACCAAGCAGAACGCCGCUUUGUUGAAGAAUCCAUGCAGCCAUCAAUUCCAAACUCUCUGAAUCUCCCAACUCCACCUAACCGCUCCAUUGCACCUAGAACACCAGAUGAAGGAUAUCAGUCUCUAGCUCCAACUCCGGCGACCCCAGUCAUCCAACAAGCAGCUGUCACACCAACCACUCGCCAGUCGAUUAAUGGACUGCCCCGCAUCCCAGUCGAGCUGCUCAGAGAUGUGUGGCUAGACAAGCCGCUGUAUGACCGUGCUGAAGCAGCCUUCUACCAAAACCUGUACGGUAACAAUUCCUCCAAACGGUCUAGCUGCACCUCCACCUCCAGAAGCAGUGACCACCCUCAAAGCCUUGUCGAGGAAGAAGAAGAGGAAGAAGACGAGGAAGUGGUGGUGGAGGAAAAGCGGGUGGUCCCGCAGGGUAAAGCGGAAAUCUUUCAUGCUCUGCACCCUAUCCAGGAGGAGGAGGAACCAGCUGAGGUCCCAGAGAAGGAAGAAGCGUCAGCCGCAGGAAUCUGCUAUUUUCUUCACCCGGGAAGUGAGCGGGUGUGGCUGGACAAGUGGCGGUAUGAUGCUGCAGAGAGUCGCUUCCAUGGCUGCAGAGCAGAUAAAACCAUGAAAGUGAAGAAGGAUCGCAGGCCAGAAGCAGGAGCCUCAUCCGUUGCCUUCAUCGCCCCACUGAGGGACAAUAUUUGCAUAGUUUUAUGA